AUGACCGACAUUACCAACGCAAAGCCUGAAGACCCCACCACCACCACCACCGACGCUGCUGCGGCGCCUGAGGAAGAAAAGUCAGUCGACGCUCCUCCUGCCGAAGGACCCAAGCCAGAUACAGAAAAAGAAGUUGCUGCUGCUGCUGAUGACGAUGAGGAGGAAGAAGCGGACGUCCACUUUGAGCCCGUCGUACAUCUUACCGAAAAAGUCGAAAUCAAGACGAAUGAGGAACUGGAAGAACAGACAUUUAAGAUGCGUGCGAAGCUCUUUAAAUUCGACCGUAGUUCCCGGGAAUGGAAAGAGCGUGGGACCGGUGAUGUCAGACUUCUUAAGCACAAGGAAAACCAGAAGACCCGCCUGGUUAUGCGGAGAGAUAAGACGCUGAAGGUUUGCGCGAAUCAUUACAUUGUUCCCGAUAUGAAGCUGGCUCCCAAUGUCGGUAGCGACCGAAGUUGGGUAUGGAAUGCCGCUGCAGAUGUCAGCGAAGGCGAACCUGAAGCACAAACUCUGGCCAUCCGCUUUGCGAAUAGUGAAAAUGCGAACCUCUUUAAAGAAGCCUUCGAGAAAGCCCAACAGGAGAACGAGAAGCUUUUUGCCGCUGGCGCUAGCGAGUAA
Messenger RNA from Histoplasma mississippiense, 618 nucleotides. RefSeq lists its product as hypothetical. NCBI's taxonomy places the organism in Eukaryota, Fungi, Ascomycota, Eurotiomycetes, Onygenales, Ajellomycetaceae. Gene Ontology annotation, cellular component: nuclear pore; cytoplasm. Gene Ontology annotation, molecular function: GTPase activator activity. Gene Ontology annotation, biological process: nucleocytoplasmic transport. The transcript has 4 exons. Bases 1 to 618 code for a protein of 205 amino acids. The record is from RefSeq and is a predicted model, not a curated record.